Molecule: messenger RNA, 984 nt
Organism: Lampris incognitus (smalleye Pacific opah)
Lineage: Eukaryota; Metazoa; Chordata; Actinopteri; Lampriformes; Lampridae
Gene: slbp2
Product: stem-loop binding protein 2
Exons: 10
Coding region: 1-984 (327 amino acids)
Biological process (GO): mRNA transport; mRNA 3'-end processing by stem-loop binding and cleavage
Cellular component (GO): cytoplasm; histone pre-mRNA 3'end processing complex
Molecular function (GO): histone pre-mRNA stem-loop binding; mRNA binding
Source: RefSeq, a predicted model, not a curated record
AUGUGGCGUGUUUUAGGAACCCGCAGAAUGUGGAGCAGCCUUCCCGAUGACCUGCAGGCCGUCCCCUCCUCCAGGGACUCUCCAGGCUGCAGCAGCCCAGAACCAUGGCUCCUCCCGGGCUGCAGCUCUAUCUAUGACAGCCUGGUCAGCUGUUUCCAGCUUCCGCCUUCGAGUAGUCUGUGUGGAGAAAGGGGAUAUCUCACAAACAAGCCUCGCAGGUCGUCCAUCCUUGAACGCUGUAUUCUCAAAGUGUCCACCACCAGUGUUGCCGUUGGGACAGAUGAUAUGGACCGUGUCAAAAGACCACAGGUGGGCCGCUGGUACCCCCGCCUCCUGGACCCAGCCAACACGGAGACCAACACAGCGGUUCUGAAGAGGCGGCAGAAACAGAUCCAGUAUGGCAAGAACACAAGUGGAUACCAGAACUACAUCCAGCAAAUCCCCAAGCAUCUCAGAGAUCCCAAGCUCCACCCCUCCACUCCUAACAAGUACAGGAAGUACAGCCGGCGUUCAUGGGACAUGCAGGUCCGACUGUGGAGACGAGCACUGCACAUCUGGGACCCCCCGGUCGACACCCAGUCAGAGGUCUCGGACACACAGGACCCAGUCGACCAUCUGCAGAGUCAACUGGCAAAGAUGACCUCUGAGAUGUGUGAAGAUGGAGGAGGAGAGGGGGAUAUGCUGAGAGGAGGAACUCCACCAAAUUAUAAGGCCUUCUCCAUCUCCCCUCCAUCCACUGCAGGAACCCUGGACCUUUCCUUACCCAGGAAGCCACGAUACGCCUCCCUGGUGCCUCAGUCCAGCCUUCACCCUCCUCAUUCCUCGACAGACCUGAGUUACUCCUUUAGGAGCCAGUUGACUGCUGAUGAAAACUUGAUGAGCUGGCUACGCUUCCCAUUUGAGGCGGAUCAUGCUCAAGGCCACACCCCCGAUGACCAGCAGGUUCCUGCGGUUACCAACCAGCUCUCGUGGAGUCUCAUGUGA